UACUGGAUAUUCGCACACGUUUGGCUCGUGGGAGAUACUUAAGUUUCUUACUGAAGAAUAUACUGUAUAUGGACGAGUAAAUACGAGUAAAGCACACAGUGGGAUGUGAUCUGGUCGGUCUCGUAAUUGUCAGUGUGGAAAGUUUUUUGAGUGUUUUGUGUGGCGAAGAUGCGCGGGGUUUGUGCGCUGUUGCUGAUGGUGCUGCUGCUGGAUAAAACCGUAACUCUGCCUGCGCGGACAAAACAAACGGUGGCGAGCAUCCAGUCAUUUAAGCCAUGUGCUCAGGUACCUGCACAUGUGGACAGGAGGUCUCGUGAAGGUCUGGCUCGGUUCAGGCGCUAUGCCAUCAACCCACUGGGAUACAAAUGGGACCAUUUUAACAUCACCUACAAGAUCACAAAGUUCCCCAGCACGCUGAAUAAAGAAGAUACGCGCAAAGCCAUCACUAUUGCCUUUACAAAGUGGAGUGAUGUUUCCCCUCUCACUUUCACUGAAGUCAGAAAUCUCAAUAGAAGUGCUGACAUCACAAUAGGGUUCUACACAUACAACCAUACAGAUUGUUGGUGGUCUCCACUGCAUCCAUGUUUUGAUGGACUGAAUGGGGAGUUGGCCCACGCCUUCCUGCCUCCACGUGGAGAGAUCCACUUUGACAACCAUGAAUUCUGGAUUUUGGGCAAAUCCCGCUUCAGCUGGAAACAAGGAGUAUGGCUGAAUGACCUGGUUCAGGUCGCUGCUCAUGAGAUCGGUCAUGCUUUAGGUCUCUGGCAUUCACAGGACCCUAAUGCUCUAAUGCACCCAAAUGCAACUUACACGGGUCAACGAAACAUCGCCCAAGAUGAUAUCUGGGGCAUCCAGCGCCUUUACGGGUGCAUGGAUAAGAAGCGCGUGUGUGAUCCCUGGGCACGGCUUGGUUUUUGUGAGAGGAGGCGGAGUUUCAUGAAGAAAAAUUGCCCGAAGCGUUGCGACCUAUGUUAUGAGCCUCUGGAUGCAGUAUCCACCCCGACUCCUCCCCCUGACAACGUGAAGAUCAAAAUUGUACCCCGUGGAAAAGUUGUGGGCUUUCGCUGUGGGACAAAAAAUACCAGAGUUCCUCCAAAAGUCAGCUGGUACAAGGAUGGCGAGCAGCUCCUGACAUCUAUUCCUGGAUAUAUUGUAAUCAAGGAUCGGGACCUGCGGCUGGUGGCCAACGAAUUCAACGAGGGCACCUACACCUGUCGCAUCCAUCGCCGCGGUAAUAUCGUCUCUGCCAACUCGUGGGCAAUCCGUUUGAAGCCAGAGAAAUCAUCAAACAACAGCUGAUGAUGUGAGAUUGAAUUUAUUGAGCACCGGCUCUACCUCUAGGGCACUCGGAUCUGCUCUCCUGACCUGCAGGGCAGACAUCUCUGUGUGGACUUCAGAUCCAUUGAGCGCUUCAAAGACAUAUGUGGGCGUAUCAAUCUCAGAUAAUAGAGGUCAAACACACAAAACAAUGUCUAGGUCAAAUAUAUUCAGGACGAUUACAACAAAUAUAUAUUCUUGGUGCGGCAAUUCAACAUUUGUCAUUUUACUACCUUUGUAAUUAUUCUUCUCAAUUGGAUCCCUGCUAUUAAAGCAACACCAAAAUGUUUUUUUUACCUUAAAGUAACGUUUCCAAAAGUUUCAGCCGUUCAUCCACUAGAAACAGGGUGAACGGCACUUUCACAUUCGCUUUGCAGCGCUCUAUCGGCCAAAACCGCACUAAAGAAGUUUCCAACUGUUGGGUCGCGGUCCUGUAGUUACAAAAACUUACUUUAUGGCAGACCUACAAUCCAAUCAGAGCCAGCUUUGCUUCAGUAGGCUAAAUUAUUUACGACAGUGGUAAUGGACAAUUCUGCUUCCAACCUGUAGGGGAAGCAAAGAGCAAAAACUCUUUAGUGUUGCUUUAAAACUGCAUUACACAAAAAAAAACUAAACACAGAAAACUGUGAUCAAACAAAAAAUAAUUAAGUGUAAAGCCCAUGCAACGUUAAUGUAAUGUAAUAAUAAUACAUUUAUAAGACCUUUUGGGGUCAUUGUACACAAAAUCUUAAAGGGUUAAUUCAUCUCCACCAUUAAAAUAGACAUACCAGGAAUUUGUAAUGUAGAUUAAAGCGUAACUAAACCCCUGGUCAGAGCCUGACUCCACCCACUGCAAUAUUUGAAAAAUGCAAGAAAAGUGGGCAGAUCCCAACAGAGAUAGAGGGGAUGAACUAAGUGUGUGGUGAGAUCAUGACAAGGGCGUGGUGAGCUUGAACCUGCUUACGUCACAAGUUAUUUCUUGGACCCAACAUCCAAUAGGAAAAUUCAACUGCAGUAGCCACCGUUCAACCUCAAGAGGGCAGCACUCAGACGUUUUUACACCAUAUAUUAUAGUAUUGAAACACUUUAUAUCCAAAUGUCAAAAAACUUACCAAAAUCAAUGAACAGCACUAAUAAAGCAUCAUUCUUACAGAUCAUUAACUAAAAAAAGUUGGUUUGGGGUUUAGUUACUCUUUAAAAGAGGCUUUAUUUCAGCCCAAAAGUGCUUGGAAACAGCCAUUAGAUUACAUUGCCCUGUAAUGUGACGCUUACGCUUAUCAACCACAAAAACAAGCAUGGUCAUAUUAUUAUAGAUAAAAGGAUAAUGAUAAACAAUUUUAACAUUGUCAAAGCAGCGUUUGUAUUAUCUAUUCACAAAUACCCGACCUUAAUUUCUCCCGCGCCUCAUCUUUCAUCUUCAUCAUCCUCUUUUAUUUCUUCGUUUAUUUGUUUUGUUGUUGUGGUUGGCAGCGGGAGCUGCUUGCCUUGCCGCUCUCUUGACGUGAUGCCAAAGGUUUGGAAAUAUCAAGUUACGUUGCGGAAGUUACGUUGCUAGGUAAUGUAACUUUUC
Paramisgurnus dabryanus is the source of this 2866-nucleotide messenger RNA. The record is from RefSeq and is a predicted model, not a curated record. Lineage: Eukaryota; Metazoa; Chordata; Actinopteri; Cypriniformes; Cobitidae.